Messenger RNA from Apus apus (common swift), 1872 nucleotides. RefSeq names its product shugoshin 2-like. Bases 95 to 1576 code for a protein of 493 amino acids. The transcript has 9 exons. Gene Ontology annotation, cellular component: chromosome, centromeric region. The record is from RefSeq and is a predicted model, not a curated record. NCBI's taxonomy places the organism in Eukaryota, Metazoa, Chordata, Aves, Apodiformes, Apodidae.
CCUUCUUCUCCGGCCGUAACGAGGAGCAGCCGCCCGCCGUUCCCGCGGAGCUCGCCCGCUGCAGGCUGGCAAGACUGCCGUCCCGCACGCAGCUAUGGCGUCUCGGGAGGCUUCCGAAACAUCCUUCUUCAGCCUGAGCGGUGUAAGAGAACGCAUGCGGGAGAAGAAAAAUGGUGCCUUGAGAACUGCGAAGUUGAAUGCCUCACUUGCAUCAAAAAUCAAAACCAAAGCCAUUAACAACUCUUCCACUCUUAAAGUCUCCUUAAAGCACAACAAUAAAGCACUGGCCAUGGCCCUCAAUGCAGAAAAAGCCAAGGCACAGCAGCUCACCCAGGAGAAGGCCAUCCUGCAGAAGGAGGUGGAGCAGUGCCACUUCCAGAAUGCUGUGCUGCGGCACAAGCUCUCUUUCCUGAAUAACAUCUUGAAAGAGCUUGAAAACCUUAUGGCUGCAGUUAAGAUGGCCCGGCUGUCUGAGUUCCAAACAAGUUCUGCAUUGAAGAGCAGUGUAACUGAAGAUAGCUGGGCUGACAGUAUUGCAGAUGGUCAGCUUGUGAGGGCUGCAGGGAUGCCAAUGAGGGUGCCCGUUUCCAAGCUGUGUGAUGCAGGACAGCAAAGUGUGAGCUCUAUAGCUGUACAGACAUUCUCACUAGAUCUUCAGAGACCUGCUUCUGAUGAGCCCAUGGAAAUGGUGCCUGUUGCCUCCAAAGACACUUUGCCACCACAGCCUGUUGAGAUGCCUCAGUCUUACCAGGAAGAGAAGGGGAGAAAGCCAGCUGAGUCAAUGCAUGCACCAGAGGCUUUUCUGGACUCUGGCAUCUUUGGAGAGGCCUUGUGUACCACCCAACAAAAUGGGAGCAAUCUGCCAGUGCUUGCCUGGGAAAGUCAUCCUCUUUCAGACAAUGGUGAUGAGAUGACAAAACACUACUUGGAUCGUCUCUCACAAGGGCAUGUUACUCAGAGGAGAAAGCGUUGCACGCUGUUGGCAACAAGCACUCCACAGCUGCAAUCACGCAGCUCCCAGGUUUCACCUACUGAAAACAGUGUUACUCCUCAUAGAAAAUCUUUGGGCGAGUCUGAAAUUUCUGAGGUGAGGCAGAAGGUUUGUGUGGGGCCUUCUGACAGGAAGAAUGAAGCCUGUGGUGUGGAGCAACAUUCCCACUCUACUGAUGAAGUCCGAAGUCUCAGAAGAACAUAUAUGGUGGAUCCAACACAGCUGCACAGUUUUGGAAGUGGUGGCUUGAGUACUGAGGGCAACAGAAUGCCUGAGAAAUCUUCUCAGAGCUCACCUUCAGAGAAAUCUGAGAUCAGACCACUACAGGACGUAACCAAUGCCAGGAAUCUCUCUUCCUCCAGCUCCGAAGAAGCGUUGGUGCGCUCCUCCAGGCGCAGACUGGAGCCAGGCUGCUAUACAGAGCCAAGCCUCAACAGGAAACUGAGGCAGGGUGACCCAUUUACAGACACGAAGUUCCUCUGUGACCCUCCAAAAAAACCAAGAAGAACUCUCAAAGCCAAGAAAAUGACCAGUAAGAUCAAAGAGGAAAAAGAAUGGCUUCCUGAAGAAUUUCCCAGUGCCUAGCUAAUAACAAUGGGAAGAGAAAUAAAGCCAGAAUUCAAACAGUGGUUGAACAGGCAGCACCCAACCUCCUAGGGUCUUGUGUGCCUUUGCUAGAAUAUCUCUAAUGUUUUCCACAGCUUUUUAAAAAAUUUAUUUUAGAAUAUAAAGAUAUAAGUCUCCUAUGUGAACAAUAUAAAAGCUUUGUGACAUUUAUUCCCCACCCUCCUCCUCUCCACCUUUAAAGGCUGGGGUGCUGCUUUAUAAAGUCUUUACCACAAGUCCUUCUGGCACCACAGACAGCUAGCUGGCUCUGCCAA